CUGGAGCUGAGGAAGGUGCAGGAAAUGCUGGUGGUCUCAUUCUGCACGUGGGAUUGUUUUCUUCCUCCAUCAGAUCCCUGUGAGAUCUGCAGCAGUAUGUUCUCAAACAACGAUGAAGCUGCAAUCAACAAAAAACUGCCCAAAGAGCUGCUGCUUCGAAUUUUCUCUUUCCUGGAUGUGGUCACUCUGUGUCGUUGUGCUCAAGUUUCCAGGGCAUGGAAUGUUCUGGCCCUGGAUGGCAGUAACUGGCAGCGAAUUGACCUGUUUGAUUUCCAGAGGGAUAUUGAGGGCCGAGUGGUGGAGAACAUUUCCAAGAGAUGUGGGGGAUUCCUGCGGAAGCUGAGCCUGCGGGGCUGCCUGGGAGUGGGGGACAACGCCUUAAGGACCUUUGCCCAGAACUGCAGGAACAUCGAGGUGCUGAACCUCAAUGGUUGUACCAAGAUCACGGAUAUCACCUGCACCAACCUCAGCAAGUUCUGCUCCAAACUCAGGCACCUGGAUUUGGCUUCCUGCACCUCCAUCACCAACCUGUCCCUGAAAGCACUGAGUGAGGGAUGCCCGCUGCUGGAACAGCUCAUCAUCUCCUGGUGCGACCAAGUGACCAAGGACGGGAUCCAGGCGCUGGUGCGGGGCUGCGGGGGGCUGCGGGCCCUGUCCCUCAAGGGCUGCACCCAGCUGGAGGACGAGGCUCUCAAGGAAAUCCUGCCGGGAUUGAGGCUGUUGUGGUUUCCUUGGCAGCAAAUCACGGACGACGGGCUCAUCACCAUCUGCAGGGGCUGCCACAAGCUGCAGUCCCUGUGUGCUUCCGGCUGCUCCAACAUCACCGACGCCAUCCUCAACGCCCUGGGACAGAAUUGCCCACGCCUCCGAAUAUUGGAAGUGGCGAGGUGUUCCCAGCUGACCGACGUGGGCUUCACCACCCUGGCCAGGAAUUGCCAUGAGCUUGAAAAAAUGGAUCUGGAGGAGUGUGUCCAGAUAACAGACAGCACGCUAAUCCAGCUUUCCAUACACUGUCCACGGCUGCAGGUCCUGAGUUUAUCCCACUGCGAGCUGAUCACGGACGACGGGAUCCGUCACCUGGGGAAUGGCGCCUGCGCCCACGACCGGCUGGAGGUGAUUGAGCUGGACAACUGCCCCCUGAUCACCGACGCCUCCUUGGAGCACCUCAAGAGCUGCCACAGCCUGGAGAGGAUAGAACUGUACGACUGCCAGCAGAUCACGAGGGCCGGCAUCAAGAGACUCAGGACCCACCUGCCCAACAUCAAAGUCCACGCCUACUUCGCCCCGGUGACCCCCCCGCCCUCGGUGGGCGGCAGCCGACAGCGCUUCUGCAGAUGCUGCAUCAUCCUAUGACACUGGAAGCUGCUCCCGGCCAGCGGGGCUGGAACCACGCCCGUGCCAUCCCGGGAGACACCAGCGAUCCCAGUGUCAUCUGCCAGGGCCAGCGAGCGGGGCCGGGGUGCCCUGUAGCCACCCACACCCCCCCUGUGAUCCCACCCGGCCCGGCGGGGUGAGCCACCCGCCACGGGAGCUGCGCCACGUUUCCCCGGCUGGAUCGGCCUGAUCCUGAACCAUUCCUGCUGGGAAUAACCCGGGGAAAACCCCGUGGGAAGGAGGGGAGGGAGCCCAGCCUGCAGGGACUGAUGCUGCUGGUGAGGUUGGAAAAGGAGCCGAGGUCCUUGGGAGUGGGGAGAGGAGAGGAACACGCUUUAACCCCGCAGUUGUGCGGGGGGAAAAACAACCCCAACAAACCUGGAAACCCCAACAAGGUCUGUGUCCCUUUGUCAGGGAGGGAGUGAAACAGCAGCUGCUGAGCCAGGAUCUACCUGGGAUCCAGGAUUUAUCAGGGAUCCAGGGUUUACCUGGGAUCCAGGGUUUACCUGGGAUCCAGGAUUUA
Molecule: messenger RNA, 1897 nt
Organism: Cyanistes caeruleus (blue tit)
Lineage: Eukaryota; Metazoa; Chordata; Aves; Passeriformes; Paridae
Source: RefSeq, a predicted model, not a curated record